Molecule: messenger RNA, 405 nt
Organism: Dreissena polymorpha
Lineage: Eukaryota; Metazoa; Mollusca; Bivalvia; Myida; Dreissenidae
Exons: 3
Coding region: 1-405 (134 amino acids)
Source: RefSeq, a predicted model, not a curated record
AUGAAGCGGUCGGAGUACAGGCCAACCGCUGUUUAUCGUGGGGAGCUCGCUGACCCGGACCUGCCAGAGGUCCCGUCUGGGCGUCAGAAGCAAAUUGACAUUGGGGCGGCGGAGGUGGCGGCGGAGGAGAUCCUUGAACAGUCCCAUGAAUGGAAUAGAUCCCUUUACGUGGUUUUUGUGUACUUUGAGAAGGCUUUUGACAGGCUGCACCGAGACUCCCUCUGGAAGAUUCUGCGACAUUAUGGCAUCCCUCAGAAACUUGUCAAUGUCAUCAGGUCCCUGUACGAAAACUUUGAGUGCAGAGUCAUCCACAACAACCAGGUCACUGAACCAUUCAAGGUGGAAACUGGAGUGAAGCAAGGAUGUAUCCUCUUGCCGCUCCUCUUUUCAAUGGCAAUUGACUGA